Penaeus vannamei (Pacific white shrimp) is the source of this 2267-nucleotide messenger RNA. RefSeq names its product poly [ADP-ribose] polymerase 2. NCBI's taxonomy places the organism in Eukaryota, Metazoa, Arthropoda, Malacostraca, Decapoda, Penaeidae. Gene Ontology annotation, biological process: double-strand break repair; protein poly-ADP-ribosylation. Gene Ontology annotation, molecular function: NAD+-protein mono-ADP-ribosyltransferase activity; NAD+ poly-ADP-ribosyltransferase activity. The record is from RefSeq and is a predicted model, not a curated record. Gene Ontology annotation, cellular component: nucleolus.
AUUCCACUCCAGUUGAUGAUGAAAAGCCUUCAACAUCAAAGAGAGUCAAACCCAAAGGGGAAGCAAAAGUCGAACCCGAGGAAAAAAUACCUGCGAAGACUCCAGGUGGGGGGAAAACCAAAGGUAGAAAGAAGAAGGAAAAAGUGUCAGGCACAAGUAUUGAAGAAAAAGAGAACAAAGAUACCAGUAAUAUACCUGUUCAAAAGUCUGGUGUCAAGACAGGUGUUGACAGAGUUGUGGUUGUGAAAGGCAGAGCAGCUGUAGAUGCACUUUGCCCAAUUGCCAAGACAUCGCAUGUGUACGAAGAGGAGGAUGACAUCUGGGACUGCAUGCUUAAUCAGACAAAUAUAGAAUUCAACAACAACAAAUACUACCUUAUUCAGCUAUUGGAAAGUGAUGCAGGAAAUACUUUCUCGGUGUGGAUGAGAUGGGGCCGUGUUGGAGCCAAUGGCCAGAAUUCCCUUCAUCCUUGUGGAAGUGAUCUGGAAAAAGCCAAGAGUAUUUUUUGCAACAAGUUCAUCAAUAAAACUAAGAAUGCAUGGCAUGAACGCCAUAGUUUUGAAAAAGUGAAAGGCAAGUACGAUUUGCUUGCUAUGGACUACUCUGACGGUAAUGAUGAACCUGACUCAAGGGCAGCCAGAGAAGAGAUGAAGGAACAGCGCAAGAAGCUUGAGUGUAAACUAGAGGCAAGGGUGAAGAUCCUGAUUGAGUUAAUCUGCAACAUUACCCUCAUGGAAGAAACCGUUGUGGAGAUGAAGUAUGAUGCUCGUAAGGCCCCUCUGGGAAAACUUACUGUUGACCAGAUUAAGGCAGGAUAUCUUGCCCUAAAAAAGAUUGAUGACUUGAUUCAGAGAGGAAGUUACAAGAACAUGGAACUUGUUAAUGCAUGUAAUGAUUUCUACACAAGAAUACCUCAUUAUUUUGGGAUGAAAGUGCCACCUCUUAUUCGCACGAGAACAGAACUUCAGGAGAAGAUGUCAUUACUUGAGGCUUUGGGAGAUAUUCAAGCAGCACUCAGUGUUCUAGACCAGCCUAUAGACAUCAAUGUUCAUCCAGCUGACCAACAUUACCUUAGUCUUAAAUGUGAUAUUUCUCCUGUUGAAAAAGAAUCUGCAGAUUUUAAGGUAAUAGAGAAUUACCUGCUCAAAAAUCAUGGCAAGACCCACAGACAAUAUUCACUAGAACUGUUGGAGUUAUUUGAAUGCAGGAAAGAGAGUGAAUAUGAAAGAUUCAAGGAUGUUGGGAAUAACAUGUUGUUAUGGCACGGUUCCCGACUCUCAAACUGGGCUGGAAUCCUGAGCCAAGGUUUAAGGAUUGCUCCUCCAGAAGCUCCUUCUACUGGAUACAUGUUUGGCAAAGGCAUCUAUUUUGCUGACAUGGCGAGCAAAAGUGCCAAUUACUGCUGGGCAUCAGAGUCAAAUAAUGUUGGCCUGUUGUUGUUGUCAGAAGUAUCAUUAGGAAAGACAAAUGACUUACUGGAUGCUGACUACAAUGCCAACAAACUCCCUAGUGGUUGUCACUCAGUCAAGGGCUGCGGAAGAUUUGUGCCACCAAGCAAGAACCUCACAAAGUUGUCUGACGGGACAGUGGUACCUUUGGGGCCUGCUGUGAAAUUAGGAGGGAGCACAAAUUACACACUCAUGUACAAUGAAUUCAUAGUAUACAAUCCAGCACAAGUCCGCACAAGGUUCCUGUUAAAGGUGAAAUUCCAUUUCGGGUAGACUGUUACGUGUGUUUAACUGAAAGUGAAAGUGAUAAAUGUGACCACUUGUUAGGAAUAUUAUUAAUAUUGAACUUGUUAGGAAUAUUAUUAAUAUUAAUAUUAUUAAUAUUAAACAUGAGGAAAAAAGGUGAAAUUUCUGUAGAAACAUUUCAGCUACUUGAUGGAAAAUCCCUGAAGCCCUCUUGUAUAAGUUUGUUGAUAUAACGUGAUUUUUAUUGUUUGUGAGCACUAUAUUGAUUGUAUGUUACACCAUUUUUACCAAAAGAUAGAGGUUAUUUUGGUAAAGUUGGCAACCUUUUUCAGCAUAGUAAGAUGUCAUUUCUUCUCUCACAACUUGAUCUGCAAAUAAUGAUUCUCUCUCUCUCUCUCUCUCUCUCUCUCUCUCUCUCUCUCUCUCUCUCUCUCUCUCUCUCUUCUUCCUUCUCUCUCUCUCUCUCUUCUCUCUCUUCUCUCUCUCUCUCUCUCUCUCUCUCUCUCUCAUAUAGGUUUCAGUACAAUUGUGCUGCAUUUUUCUGCAGUUCACUAAAUAAACACAAGAGUCCUA